Zasmidium cellare ATCC 36951 is the source of this 1470-nucleotide messenger RNA. RefSeq lists its product as uncharacterized. Bases 1 to 1470 code for a protein of 489 amino acids. The record is from RefSeq and is a predicted model, not a curated record. The transcript has a single exon. Gene Ontology annotation, molecular function: monooxygenase activity; iron ion binding; heme binding. NCBI's taxonomy places the organism in Eukaryota, Fungi, Ascomycota, Dothideomycetes, Mycosphaerellales, Mycosphaerellaceae.
AUGGAGGACCGAGGCCUUGCCAUUUACCUUUUCGCCACAGGCGUAUUGCUGGCCACAUUCGUGGCAUAUCGAGCCUACUUCGACCGGUUACGAGACGUCCCAGGACCAUUGCUCUGUCGCCUGACAUCCCUCCUGGACUGGUACCACUCCUACGUAGGCGACGAAUCGAAAUGGAUAGACACGCUUCACGCCAAAUACGGUCCUGUCAUUCGAAUUGCUCCAAACGAAGUCGUCAUCUCAGAGGGCCAAGCGUUGGCUCCCAUCUACUCGGAAAAAGGAGGCUUCCUAAAAGCACCAUGUUAUAAGAACUUCGAUUCCGAGGGCCAUGAGACGAUUUUCAGCGCUCUCGAUCCCAAGCACCGGGCUGUGAGAAGCAAGGCGGUUAUGCCAAUGUUCAGCACGGCCAACCUUCGAGCACGGAGCGAUGCUAUUGAGGGAUGUGUGAAUGAUUUGGUGGAGAGACUGCAAAAGGAGGCGAAUCAGAGUCGUCGCGCGGCAAAGGAGACUGGCAAGCCUUCUCCUGUCAACGUGCUCCAGAUGUCUCGCCGCCUUGCUAUCGAUGCCGUCUGCUCAUACCUGUUUGGCCUACAAUACGGCGGCGUUCAUGAACAAAGCACCAAACUUAGCGCCAGCAACUACGUCGACUCCAUCGUCGCCUUCGGCCGCUUUUUCUUCCUUCCGACCUGGCUCUUUCAACCAAUCCUGCUAAUCUCCGAAUACCUCCAACCACCAGACGCCCAGAGCCAAGAACGCGUGGAAGGCUUCACGAAACCCCUCGUCUCAAUCUCAAAAGAGUCCGACAACACCUACCAAUCCCGCCUCCUCAAAGCCGGCAUCACCGAACACGAAACUGACGUCCAAAUGAAAGACGUAAUCUUCGCUGGCACCGACACAACCGGAACGAACUUCGGCUCCCUCCUCUUCCAGCUCGCAAAACACCCCGACGUCCACGCCACGCUGCGCGAGGAAAUCCUCGCCGCGGAACGAGAAGAUCCAGAUUACAAUCCUCAGAACCUGAAAUACCUCGACGCCGUCCUCCGCGAAGGCCUGCGCACAUCCAUGGCGAACCCAACUCGUUUCCCUCGCCAAGUGCCCCCUCAGGGCUUCCUCUACACCUCGCUCACCACGACCAAAACCUACAAUCUCCCCGCUGGAACUCUCGUAGGCCUCUCGCCAUACACCCUCCACCUGAACCCGGCCGUCUUCCCCGACCCCUACGAGUUCAAACCCUCACGCUGGCUCGACGAUCGUGCCACGCCCGAGAUGUAUCGUGAUUGGAUACCUUUUGGUCUGGGACCGAGACAGUGUAUCGCGAGGAAUCUGGCGAUGGUGGAGCUGUGUUUGGCGACGAGGGCGGUGGUGAGGAGUGGUGUUUUGGAGGGGGCGAGGCCGGUAGGCGAGAGGUUGGAGGUGUUCGAGUGGUUUAAUGCGAAGGUUAAGGGGGAGAGGAUCGAUCUUGUUUGGGAGUGA